GGUUGGAAAAGUCAGUGAGUGUGUUUGUGUGGACUGGAAACUGGAUUGUGAGGGUGUGAAUUUGUGGAAAACUGCCGAAACUGGGAUUGAGAGUGUGUGUUUGUGUGUGCGGUUUGGGGAAGAAACGGAGGAAAAUGGCGGAAAGUCCAGUGAAAAUUUCACAUUCAGUGGUAAAUUUCAUUUGAUUUGUGCACUCAGGGACAAGUGUGGAAAAUGUGUAAGUUGAAAAGUGGUCAAUAGUGAGUGAUUGCAAGCUUGAAGAAAAUACGGCACGCGCGGGGGCGAUUUAAAGAGUGGCAGAGCUUUGAGGACAGAAGGUGCACCUGAAUUUGGCUGAAGAGGAGAUUAAACGCGAGGUGGAAAUUUCACGCAAAUUGUGGGUGUGUGUAGUUAUAGAGCAGUUGGCCAGGAAGACGUGCGAGUCUGAAAGGUGUGGAAAUAGGAGAUAUUUAAUGCGGAGGAACAUCAGGAAAUUUGCUCAAGUGUUCAAGUGAGAAAUUAUAGAGGCGCACUCUUGGAGGAAAUUGUGUGGUUUCCCAGUGUUUGAAGUGCUCCACAAGAUAGGAGAGAAGUAGAAAAAAGAGAGGAAGAAACAGAAUAUUUCACAGUAGAAAAGAAGGAGAAGGUGUCUCUGUCACUUCUUUCCUAUUAUCACGGACUUUCGGCCAAAUUAAUUUUGGCCGAAACCACAUCACAGCGGUCAAGACGUUCUGCAUCGAAGCAAUACGUACAAUGGGGUGUGCACAAUCAGCUGAAGAGCGCGCAGCAGCCGCGCGAAGUCGGUUAAUUGAACGCAACCUCAAGGAAGAUGGAAUUCAAGCGGCUAAAGAUAUCAAACUCCUACUGCUCGGGGCUGGCGAAUCAGGAAAAAGUACAAUCGUUAAACAGAUGAAAAUUAUUCACGAAAGUGGCUUCACGUCUGAAGACUUCAAACAGUAUCGACCAGUCGUGUACAGCAACACAAUACAAUCACUAGUUGCAAUUUUAAGGGCGAUGCCCAAUUUAAAUAUUCAAUAUGGCAACAAUGAGCGGGAGAGUGAUGCAAAAAUGGUGUUUGAUGUUGUCCAAAGGAUGCACGAUACGGAACCCUUCUCAGAAGACCUGUUAGCGGCUAUGAAAAGACUGUGGCAAGACUCCGGUGUACAAGAAUGUUUCUCAAGAAGCAACGAAUAUCAAUUGAACGAUUCCGCUAAAUAUUUCUUGGAUGACUUGGACAGAUUGGGGGCUAAGGAUUAUCAACCGACAGAGCAAGAUAUUCUCCGGACUAGAGUUAAAACCACUGGUAUAGUCGAAGUUCACUUUUCAUUCAAAAACUUAAAUUUCAAAUUAUUCGAUGUGGGCGGUCAGAGGUCGGAGCGAAAGAAGUGGAUUCACUGUUUUGAGGAUGUCACUGCUAUUAUAUUCUGUGUGGCCAUGUCGGAAUACGAUCAAGUGUUGCACGAGGAUGAAACUACGAACCGCAUGCAAGAAUCACUGAAGUUGUUCGACUCGAUCUGCAAUAACAAGUGGUUCACGGACACUUCGAUCAUCCUGUUCUUGAACAAGAAGGAUUUGUUUGAGGAGAAGAUUCGCAAGAGCCCAUUGACAAUCUGUUUCCCCGAGUACACAGGUGGACAAGAGUAUGGAGAGGCGGCUGCAUACAUUCAAGCACAAUUCGAGGCUAAAAAUAAGUCAACAUCAAAGGAGAUCUACUGUCAUAUGACAUGUGCCACAGAUACGAACAAUAUACAAUUUGUGUUUGAUGCAGUCACUGACGUUAUCAUAGCGAACAACCUUAGGGGCUGUGGUCUCUAUUAAAGUAAUGAGGACCGCGUGAGGGAGAGAGAGGGGAAGAGCAGAGGAAGAACUAUUAAAAACGACUCUAGAGAAUAAUUAGAAAAGAAGGUGAAAAAAUUGAAGAGAGAAAGAAAGAGAGAAACACUACAUAAUUCAACACAAAACACGAUACAACACACAAAGUGAAUGAGAGGAAAAACAACACAUGAACAUUAAACAUUAAAGAAAUUAAUUAUUAAAUUUACUAAAGAUGAUGAAAAGAUACAUAUUUAAAUGGAGAAUAUGAAGGAUGAAAGAGAGAACAUGAAGAGGAAACAAUUAUAUUCUUCAUGAUAAGGUGAAUUAGAGUGUACUAACUAGUUAAAAAAAAUGGUGAAAAGUCUAGUGAAAGAAUAUUAAAAGAGAAAAAAAAACAAUUUUAAGAACAAACGGUGAAGAGAACUAGGCAAAAAAGUGUAUAAGAAAUCUUAGCGGAAAAUUUUCAUCAAUUGGAAACAUUUUUCUUCAGUCGAUCACAUUUUUUCAGUGACUUGAGAAGCAAAAAACACUCACAAUAUUUCAUUUAUGUCUAACAUUCCUGUUUUGAACAUUGCAUUUUUAAUUUAUUAUUUAUUUUGUGUAUAGAGAAAAUGAUGAAUUGUGGAGAAAAAGUGGUAAAGAGAAGAAGGAAAAACGUGAGAAGCAGUGUUAAAUGUAGAGAAAACAAGAAGCACAACAGUCGAUAGGAAGAAGAGAACAACCAAGUAAAGGAAUUUACCUCUAAUAAGGAGAUUUAGAGAGAAUGAUUAUUUUUACUCUCAACUUUAUUUUUCAUGCCUUUGUCAUUGCAAAUUAUGCGAGAGAUUAUUUUUUGCAGAAUUUUUACAUAAAGCAGAGUAAAAGAACACACAACACUGAGCAACUGGAAACCUCAAGAUGAUUUCUUAAUGUAUUUUUUCUAAUGUAUUUUAUAGUGUUCAGACUUUGAGAAUAUUUUUUAAAUGCAUUUUCAUGUCUUAAGAACUAACAUGUAGCUUUAUGUUUUGAUAGAAUACACAAAACUCAAUUUGCAGUACUUUAAAAAUGAGUUCUUAAAGCAUAAUUAUAUCGACUUAACACACAUUCUUCAAGCAGUGGACAUUUUUUUUCUUCUUAUUUCUGUCAAAACAACAAACAGUGUCAUUAAUCAGUCUGAUUAGUAGAAUAAUUUAUUUAUUUAUUGUCUCUUGAAUUAACCAACAUGGGAAUAGUUUAAAAAGAUAAAUUUUGUGCCAAUCAAUGUUAUAAGAGGAUAAAAAUGACGAAAGAAAGAAAUACAAGAAACUUAAAUGUGUAACAAAGAGAGGAAAAAAACGAGCUCAUCUAUUUAACAUAGUGAAGAAUUAAAAACAACAAGUAAAUGAUAAAUGAAGAGUAGACAAAAUAGUUUAGUUUAUUGCAGAGAUGAAAAGAAAAGGACAUAACUUACUAUUGAGGAUGGCGAAAGAAAGAGAAAGUUUCAAAUAUUUAUAUUUAAACGUACUGUAAUAAAAGUGGACAAGAAUUUAAAGAAAGAGUAACAUACCAAAAUUCUUUAUUUCAAUAUUCUCGACAUUAUAACACAUAUUUUACGCCUGAGUAAAAACAAAUCAAGAAAAGUAUUGAAAUAAAAAUGAUAUUCGUACCAAAUAACAAAAAAAAGGAUUGAGAACACGAUAGAAAACGGAGCAAAUAUGAUGGAAAUACUGACCAAAUUGUGUUUGAUGAUGAAAAAAGAACAUAUAUUUAACGUAUUUUUAUAUAACUUAAAGAAAAAAAGAA
Messenger RNA from Phlebotomus argentipes, 3555 nucleotides. It is a transcript of the gene Galphao, whose product is annotated as G protein alpha o subunit. Gene Ontology annotation, cellular component: heterotrimeric G-protein complex. The transcript has 9 exons. The coding region runs from base 733 to 1797 and encodes 354 amino acids. Gene Ontology annotation, biological process: adenylate cyclase-modulating G protein-coupled receptor signaling pathway. Gene Ontology annotation, molecular function: GTPase activity; G protein-coupled receptor binding; GTP binding. The record is from RefSeq and is a predicted model, not a curated record. Lineage: Eukaryota; Metazoa; Arthropoda; Insecta; Diptera; Psychodidae.